Messenger RNA from Lachancea meyersii CBS 8951, 951 nucleotides. The record is from the annotation of a GenBank genome assembly. NCBI's taxonomy places the organism in Eukaryota, Fungi, Ascomycota, Saccharomycetes, Saccharomycetales, Saccharomycetaceae.
AUGCCAAACCAAAGAAAAUCCACUCAGCAAAAUGAGCUGGCUCAAUUAGUGGCUCAGAUCCCACCUGUGACCCGUUUCGUGUUGCUGGCGAUCGUCGUGUUGUACACACUUCUAAGAGCAGGAAUCUUGUCAGAUGUUUGGUUCUAUUUCUGGCCCUACGAGACCUUCCUGAAAUUACAGAUUUGGCGUAUGAUUACGGGGCCCUUGAUUAUCAGAAAGGGCAAAUUGGCCACCCUAUUCACGUUGUUUGAAUUCUACACGCACUCAUCGCACUUAGAAAAUUACCAUUUCCACGGGAAAGAUCACACCGAAUACGUGUAUCUGCUGUGUGUCUUGUUGACGGGUCUUGUGUGUUCAGUGACUCUCCUGCGAAUUGAUUGUCCCUUCACGCUCGUGGACGGCUUCAUGGCAGCAUUGACAUGCCUUUGGAGCAUCAAAAACUGGAACACAUCCUUGAUGUUCUACGGACUGUUUCCGAUCAAGGGCAAAUAUAACCCUCUGCUGCAACUUUUUCUGUCGUAUCUUUUCGACGACGAACAGCACACGUUUCCUCUGAUAGCAGUGGGGUUCGUUGUGGCUUACGUAUACAAUUGUCUCGACACUCGGUCGCUGGGUCCCCUGUACGGCUAUAUUCGGAGUAAGGCCUCAGGGUACGGACUGGUAAACGACCGCCAUUUCCGGGCUCCCAGGUGGUUCUUGGCGAUUUGGGGCUUUCUGGUGAAUAACCAGCGACGCACCGUCAACGUGAUUGUCAAGAACACGCAUAGCUACCAGGGCCAAGGCCGCAAAUUGGGGAGUAAAAACGACGGCAAAGACAAGGAAGCCGAUGCAAACGCAAAUGCAAAAGAUAUGGCCGACCUAAGGGCUGCACGCGCUGCUACCUAUGAUGCCACGAGUCCUGCGUCCAAUUUAAAUUUUCGCGGUGUCGGCCGGCGUGUUGGCUCGAAAUAG